This is a messenger RNA of Astyanax mexicanus (Mexican tetra), 6076 nucleotides long. Its product is annotated as B-cell receptor CD22. The transcript is spliced from 9 exons. The record is from RefSeq and is a predicted model, not a curated record. Lineage: Eukaryota; Metazoa; Chordata; Actinopteri; Characiformes; Acestrorhamphidae. Bases 2558 to 3952 code for a protein of 464 amino acids.
GGAAUUUGGGCCAAUUUCCACAUUAUACUGAACAACUUGGAAGUUGACAAAAGUGGCAAAAGCUGAUUUCCACAGUAUACUCUGCAAACUGUGUAUUGACAAAAACGUUGCUUUGAUUCAGGAACUGAUGGAGAGCAGAGCCUGUUGAUAUCAGAGUAAAGUUUUACAAUGGUUUUUAGGUUCUUGCAUGUGUGACCCUCCAAGAACCAAGCACUGCGUAUCCUGUCCAGCAUCUCUGAACUUUAAAAAGUCAUUAAAACACUUAUACUAUAACAUAUCUGAAACAAUGAUUUUGAUAAAAGUAAAAAGGCUUUUGUGGGACCUAAUUAUGGUAGCCUACAUCAUUUACAUUUUUGUCACACAGCUGUAGUGGAUAGAAAUACGACUUAUUUAACAUUUUUUUCUACCUAAACAUCUGUUUUGAGUUGUGUAAACACUUACUGGUAUUAAGUACUACAAACAGUAAAGAUGACUGAUUAGAGAAACACUGUCAUCAGUCUUCAUGAGUCAGCACUCUCCACUUGUGCUCACACCUCCAAUUAUAUAUUAUUUUCCAGUCAAUUUCUCAACAUCUUCUUAACAAGAACUCUCGCUGAGGAAAGAGGAACUGCUGAACUGAAACUGUGCAGAAAUAAGCAUUGCGCAAGUAGUGGGGUGCGUCGCAGCAGAAAAUAUUACAGACUCGAAAAAGAGAACUACAAAGCAUAAAUAUGCAAUUUUUAUUUGCACUGAAUAGAACAGUAUUAGGUCUUUGCAAUAAUUACAUUACAUAGAUUAUUAUAAAGGAAAAAAAUGCUGAUUUUGGAAUAUAGGUAUCAUGACUGUGAGUUUACAAUGUCAUGGUGUUUAAUAAUGCAAGGCCUGGAUCUUUACACCAGUCUAGUAUGCCAUCUAGUGUUGACUUGCACUAAACUAGAUGUUCUAAUGCACCUUAAAAUAAGAAUAUAUGGUGAAAGUUGCUUCAAGACUAUGAAAAGAGUGAUCAUUUGUCACCAGUGUCAAUAAAACCAUGUAGUAAAACAAUAAUCCUCUUUCCAAACAAACUAAUAAAGCAAAUUUAAAACCACCUCCAGGAUUGGGACAAAAUCAAUCUUUUAUUUAUAUGUUUGAGGUUUUUUUUACAUUUGAAACUUAAAUAUUCAGAUUUUACUGACAAUAAUUAAUGAACGCUGUAGUUGGACACUGGAUGCAAUUUUAUAAGGUAUUCUUAUUUUUGUAAUAAUUAUUAUUAUUUUUUUGUUUUGUUUUUGUAUUCAUACUAUUCCUCAUCCCUGACUCAAACAGCUUUAUCUCAAGGGCUGAUUCCUAUAUUCUGAAAGUAUGUUGAUAGUCCCUAAGGUUCUCUGGGUGGUUGCAAUGGUAUAGCUAGGUAUUUUCUAUAAGGUGACUUGCAAGAUAGGUGAUAUGGCAUUUCUUUGCAGCUGCAUUGGGAUUGCUACAGUAAGUGGCUGCUGUGGUGUCCCGUGUGGUUGCUCUAGUAUCGCUGCAAGUGUUUCCUGUCAUUGUACCCCACAUGGUUGGUUGGUUGUUACUACUGUUAACUCAUUUGUAUCAUGGUGACAAAAGAAAUGGUAUACGAACAUUUGUAUCCCAUUUAUCAUUUGCUACACAGAAUGGACCACAUAGGCGUACCACAUCAACCACUUGGCAACAUGCCAGCAACCAUCUUAACCACUAUAGCAACCACAUGAGCUACAAUAGGAACUGCCCAGCAACCUGCUAGCAACCACUAAGCCAUGUGCUAGGAAUAAUCUGAAGAGAAGACUCUAAUAUUCUACUAUAAAACCUAUAUAGAAAAUAAAUCCAAUGAACAAAAAUAUUUAACCAUCUUUUAAUUAUUAUUUCUAUUGCAUUGAAAGCCUGUGUGUAAAUAAAUAUAUUUUAUAUUUCAUAUUGAUUUUCUUUCAUACAUCAUUUUAAACAGUUAACCAGCAUGAUUAAAAAGUAUACUAAAUCACAUUAAAUUAGUCAAAAUUAGCUGUUAUUUUGCCUCAGUGGCUCUAGUACUACUGUUUUUUCAGUGUUUAUGCAAUGCGUGGGGACAAGUUAUGGUUUCACUGGUUUAGAAACUUUGUUCAUUGGCUGGUUCAUGAUCUGUUCUGAUGGUCAACAGUUCUCAAAUAGUGUUUUAUGUGCAACAAAACAUUUUAAAUUAAUAAAAUGUAUAAAAUGCAUGAUGUUCAUUGUAAUAUAGGAGAUGCAGGGUCUGAACAUUAUACAAUAAUUAUUUUUAAUAUACAAAUUUAUUUUGUUCAUCAUUUUAGCAAAAUAUUUGCUUUGCCUUAAACAAUCUACUGUGCAUAAAUUAGCACAGAGAACAGCCAAUCAGAUGAUAGUGAAUGGUUUUAUAUGUCGUGUCAUUAACGCUGUGGUUAGAGCUGUUCGUGUUUAUAGUUGGGGAAGUUUAGUUUCCAGUAAACUUGAGAGCUGACUGCUGCAUAAACACUUCGUCUUCAAUCGUCAAGAUCUUCCAUCUACAACCUACAGAAGCAUGGUAAGGUAUCACUCUUAGAAACUACUUUUAUCUUUAAAACUAAGCUUUCUAGACAUUGCAGUGAUGUCUAGAUGCUCUAUAGAUAAUUUAACAAGUUCUAAUAUAUUUCAGAUCUGCUCUUCUUCAGUGCUGAUGAAGAUGUUGGUGAAUGCAGGCCUAGUUUUGAUGAUCCUUCUUUUAAAAACAGGAUCCCAGACUUUAGCCUGGAGCGUGUCGUACACUCCCAGCAGGAUCUGUGCUGUUCAGCACUCCUCAGUGGUCCUGCCCUGUAAACUCUCCUACUCCAGAUCUCAGGAGAUCAGCACCUACGUCUGGUACCAUCAGAAUCAGGAAGGAGCCGAGGCUACGGUCGUUUCUGUAAAGCGAUUUUCAGCAGAACGUUUAACAGGAGCUUCAGAUAAACUGGAGAUUCUGGACUGUUCUCUCACUCUGAAGAACGUGACUCAGGACAGCGCUGGAAUCUACAAGUUCAGCAUCAGCAACAACUCCACCCAGGACCUGACCAAUCAGCACGGCGUUACACUGCAGAUCACUGACCUAAAGGUGGACGUCGAGUCAGAGUCGGACGUGGUCACAGUAGGACAGUGGGUGAUGCUGAUCUGUGGGACUUGCAUCCCUUCCGUCACUGUACCGAAUUACGUCUGGCAUAAAGAUGGAGAUCUGCACAGUGAGAUACUGGGAGACAACCAGCUGGACCUACCUGACGUCAGACUGGAGGAUGAAGGCAUCUACUCCUGCUCUAUAAGUGGCCAUGAAGGCUUUAGUUCCUCAGCUGUGAAUAUCACUGUCAAAUCUCCUCCAAAGAGCGUCUCAGUGUCUAUCAGUCCCUCUGGUGGAAUAGUGGAGGGAAGUUCGGUAAAUUUGACCUGCAGCAGUGAUGCUAACCCACCUGUGCAGAUCUACACCUGGUUUAAAGAAGGUGAAACCUCACCUGUAGGGUUCGAAUCCGACUUCAGCUUCAUCGUAAAUGACACAACCAGUGGACGGUACUUCUGUGAGGUCCAGAACGGCCACGGAUCUCUGAGAUCAGCUUUGAUGCCUGUUGUAUUAAUGGCAGAUCGUCCCAUGAUUCUGUAUGUAGCUCCUGCAGUCGGAUGUUGUGCUGCAGUUGCAGUUGCAGUUCUUGGGACUGUAGUUUUCUGCUUGAGCAGGAGUAAGAAGCAGAACAGCAAUCCUGAGAAACGUGACUUUCAGAAUACCAACCCUUACGUUGAAGAUGACACCUAUACAACUCUUGACCUUGGAGCCAAGACUAAUGAUGAUUUGUACCAGACCCUUGAGCUGGUUCAUCCUGGUUCUUCUGUUAACUCUGACAAACCUGAGUCUUCUGACUAUGAGAAUGUUGAAAAUGUGAGUACAAGCCAUCCAAUCCAUAACACUACAAAAAUAAUGAUCUACAUUAGUUCUGGAAAGACUUCAAAUAAAGUGAUGGAAACCAGUCAGCCCUGCUAUGAGUAGUUGCUGAACACUGCUAACAACAGCAUGGAUUUGAUUGUGGAUUUAAGACUCAGACUCCCACAAAGAAACUUAAGACUUGAUCAAGACUCAACUCAGACUGACAUCUAAAGCCCUAAAAUUCAACUCAGAAUUGCACUCUAAAUACUUGAUUUAACUUAGACUUACCCUAGUAACUAAAGAGUUAAAUCAGACUCACAUUCUAAACACUUGAGACUCAACUCAGACUCACAUUCUACAGUUUUGAGACUCAACUCAGGCUUACAUCCCUUAUACCAGCAACUUGAGACUCAAUUCAUACUCUUAUACCAGAGACUUGAGACUCAACUCAGACUCACAUUUUAGAGACUUGAGACUCAACUCAGACUCACAUUUUAGAGACUUGAGACUCAACUCAGACUUUUGUACCAGUGACUUGAGACUUAAUUCAGACUCUUAUACCAGCAACUUGAGACUAAACUCAGACUUACAUUUAAGAGACUUGAGACUCAACUCACCCAUACCAGAGACUUGAGACUCAACUCAGACUCACAUUUUAGAGACUUGAGAGUCAACUUAGACUCACAUUUUAGAGACUUGAGACUCAACUCAGACUUAUACCAGAGACUUGAGACUCAACUCAGACUUACAUUUAAGAGACUUGAGACUCAACUCAGACUCAUACCAGAGACUUGAGACUCAACUCAGACUCACAUUUUAGAGACUUGAGAGUCAACUCAGACUCACAUUUUAGAGACUUGAGACUCAACUCAGACUCUUAUACCAGCGACUUGAGACUCAAUUCAGGCUCUUAUACCAGCGACUUGAGACUCAACUCAGACUCAUACCAGAGACCUGAGACUCAACUCAGACUCACAUUUUAGAGACUUGAGAGUCAACUCAGACUCGCAUUUUAGAGACUUGAGACUCAACUCAGACUCUUAUACCAGCGACUUGAGACUCAAUUCAGACUCUUAUACCAGCAACUUGAGACUCAAGUCAGUCACAUUCUACAGUUUUGAGACUCAACUCAGACUUACAUCCCUUAUACCAGCGACUUGAGACUCAAUUCAUACUCUUAUACCAGUGACUUGAGACUCAACUCAAACUCACAUUUUAGAGACUUGAAACUCAACUCACUCUUAUACCAGCGACUUGAGACUUAAUUCAGAUUGGCAUCCAAGAGACUUCAGACUCAAUUCAUACUCUUAUACCAGUGACUUGAAACUCAAUUCAUACUCUUAUACCAGCGCCUUGAGACUCAACUCAGACUCACAUUUUAGAGACUUGAGACUCAAUUCAGACUCUUAUACCAGCGACUUGAGACUCGACUCAGACUCUUAUACCAGAGACUUGAGGCUUAACUCAGACUCACAUUUUAGAGACUUGAGACUCAACUCAGACUUUUGUACCAGCGACUUGAGACUCAACUCAGACUUUUGUACCAGCAACUUAAGACUCAACUCAGACUUUUGUACCAGCGACCUGAGACUUAAUUCAGGCUCUUAUACCAGCGACUUGAGACUCAAAUCAGACUUUUGUACCAGCGACCUGAGACUUAACUCAGACUCUUAUACCAGUGACUUGAAACUCAACUCAGACUCACAUUCCAGAGACCUGAGACUCAACUCAGACUCACAUUCCAGAGACCUGAGACUCAACUCAGACUCACAUUCCAGAGACCUGAGACUCAACUCAGACUCACAUUCCAGAGACUUGAGACUCAACUAAGACUUGCAUCCCAGGGACUUGAGACACAACUCAGACUCACAUUCUAGACACUUGAGACUCAACUCCGACUCGGAUUCCAGAGACUUGAGACUCAACUCAGACUCACAUCCCAGAGACCUGAGACUCAACUCAAACUUGCAUUCCAGAGACUUGAGACUCAACUCAGACUCACAUUCUAGAGACUUGAGACUCAACUCAGACUCACAUUCCAGGGACACAAGACUAAACUUAGACUCUUAUUGUAGGGACACAAAACUCAACUCUGACCCACACUCUGGCUGAACUGCAUUUAGCAAGACAUUAUUACACAUGUUAAACUGUUGCCCGUCUCACUGCCUUGCAGUGCUGUUAGAUGGCAUUCAUUCAUACUAGAGACCUCAACUAGACAUUAAAAAAAGGAAAAAACGAAGGAAUAAG